This is a messenger RNA of Penicillium arizonense, 1947 nucleotides long. RefSeq names its product fungal specific transcription factor domain-containing protein. The coding region runs from base 1 to 1947 and encodes 648 amino acids. NCBI's taxonomy places the organism in Eukaryota, Fungi, Ascomycota, Eurotiomycetes, Eurotiales, Aspergillaceae. The record is from RefSeq and is a predicted model, not a curated record. The transcript is spliced from 4 exons.
AUGAACUCGUUCCUUACACGGAUAUCUAGAGGCAGUUCCUGUUACCGCACUCCGCAGUCUUUGUCCCAUCCGCGAGUAACUGCAGAAUCCCCACACAUUUCCCGCGUAUCCCGCCCGACCGAGCUCACAGGAACCCUCGCCGCCUGUUUAAAUGAGUUGCAAGCGACACUUCAGUCAGUGAAUGCAGGCGAACGCUUGAGUCCGAAUUUGGAUGAUAGCGCAGUGCCGUUGUCAGCGGGACAAACGCCAUCAACGCGAAUUCCAUCCGAGGCAGACGACCCCAGUCCCAGUCGUGAGACAGCCGAGGUCGAGGAUGCUGCAACAAUAUUGGAAUUCUUGGCAUGGGGUCGGAGGAAAGUCCCUGAUUUCGACGGUCUAGCUGGGGAUCAAAACGGGAUUCAGGGACAGUCUCCUGGAGAUGUAUCUCAACCUGGAGGUCCUGCUGAUCAUCCUCAGUUGCGUUUGACUGAUGACCAGUCUUCACUUCCAGUCUUACAGCUCUUACUUCCCGAGCCGCCAACUUUACUUCGGAUGGUAAACUACCACUGCGAGUGUCUUUUAUGGUACCAUGCAUCGUUCCAUGGACGCGUAUUUCAACAAGAGGUUGAUACCUUCCUCAAACGAUAUCACGGUCAUAUCGAAACCAACCAAAUCGAUCUCCAGUGGGUUGCGCUUCUCUUCGCCGUCCUCGCAGGAAGCAUAACAUGUGCACCGCGCCCAACAGCUGUUUCAUGGGGAUUCGAAGACCCAGAGCGUGCAACGCUGGCUCACCGAUUCUUCAAGGCUGCAUUAGUCUGUCUGAAUCUUGCAGAUUACACUGCUCGUCACUCUUUAUACGGAAUCCAAUGUAUCACGACUAUGACCAUAAGCGCGCAUUUGCUCGGCCAUUCAAAUAGUCAUUCCGUCAAACUAGCAUCCGUUGUGCGGGUUGCACAAAGUCUAGGAAUGCACCGACUUGGCUCCGAAGCCGAUGACGAUACAUCAAAUAGAGCACGAAGAGAGAUCGGCCGGCGGCUCUGGGCAGAGCUUUGUAUCCAAGAUUGGUUCUCGAUACCAUUUUCAGAAAGCUAUCUCAUUCAUCGAAGGGACUUUAAUACAGGCAAGCCUAUGAACAGCAUGGAUGAUGGCGAUAUGAGACCAGCCCCUGAUAACGAGCCUACCCCUGUUACUUACCAUCGUUUUCUGUAUGACAUCGCAACCCUCAUGCCCCAGCUUCAGGAUGAUAUAUCUGCGUCGCACACACUAUAUGCCAAAUAUGAGCAUGUCAUUCGGUACGAUAAGCAAAUGCGCUCGCUUGUUAGCAAGGAUGUUCCCUCAUGUCUUCGCAACACCGCCAUUGACCCCUCUUGGCCUCGAUAUAUACCCUGGGCACGCCAUUGUCUGACAAUCAGCUCCGCGCACAAAAUUAUCAUGAUUCAUCGCAAGUUCCUUUGGUCCAGUUUUACAAAUUCGGCAUUUAACUUUACUCGCAAAACGUGUAUUGCGGCGGCUAAAACUAUAAUUCGGGAGCAGAAACAACUGACCAAGGAGAACGGACCAACACUGUGGAUUUAUCACGCAUUUAGCGUUGCAGCUAGUAUCAUACUUUGCUUGGAUCUUUUUUUCGAUCCACUUCCUGACUCUGACCAACGAGAUAACCGCGCGCUGGCUAACGACACAAUUGAGAUUUUGUCCCAAAGCGAUACAAGUAUGAUUGCUGCUAGGGGCGUUAAGAUACUGCGCCUGUUGCUUCAGUUUGAGCAGGACCGAGGGAAAUUAUCAUCUUCGUGGGAUAUCCGCGGUCUUGUCCAGUCUUUCUGUGACCAAGAGGUAUCAGUGGGUCGUGCAAGUAAAUCGCAACCAGCUGAUAAUAUGCCUCCCACCGAAGCACACUCGCCACUUUCAUCAAUGCAGCUGCCGAGUUUCCCGCCGCAAGAGUCUCACUCUGAAGAGUUGUAUAUUUACUGA